CUCUUACAUUUCACAUCUCUUCCAGGAUGCAGCUACGAUAUCUCUUGCUCUGCUCAGCCGUCGUGCUUAUGGGUUGCUGUCACCCCGCAGCAGCAGCAGCGCAGGAGCCACCGUGCUAUGUCACUGGCGAAGGGGUUUCUGACGUCACGUGCUCUGCCUCAGCGAGCCUCCAGGAGAUCGGAGAUUUCCUGAAGCAGCUCAGCAGCUCUAACGGCGUCACGGAAUACAACAAAUUCGGUCUGUACGACAACCUGGUGGUCCAGCACCUCCCCGCGGGUCUCCUCGCCGACCUCCGCUUCUCCGUGGUCGAGGUGAUGUCGUGCUCCAACCUGACGAAGGUCGACGACUUCCUCGGGGCCUCCAGCGCCUCCCUCAGGAAUCUCUCGAUGAACGGCAAUUCGCUGACUGAAAUACCUCAGCUGAAUGCUCCAGCUCUCCAGAAUUUGAGGAUUUUCCAGUCUGAUAUUACGGUUGUGGUGCGGAGGUCAGCGCUGCAAGGAAUGCCCAACAUUGAGGAAAUCAAGCUGGAAAGGGCCUCCGCGACGCCUCUCGCCUUCUACGACCUCAAGCUCCUGAAGAACCUCUACGUGUAUGCUGUGGAUGGAGGGAGUCCCUUCCCCGCCGGCUCCUUCCACUUCGACUCCCCGGCUCUCUCCGUCGUCUUCCUCGCCGGCGGGUACGACUUCAAGGGCGAAGCGGAGCCAGGGACCUAUGACGGUUUCCCCAGCGGUUCUCGACUCUGGAUCCAGAAGACGCCGAAAUUCUACGCUGACUUGUACUUCAACUUGCUGAGUCGGGGCGCAAGAAUUGAGUCACCCGGUGAGUCUGCGAGGUGAAUGAGGUGGAGAGAGAGAGAGAGAC
Messenger RNA from Penaeus vannamei (Pacific white shrimp), 861 nucleotides. Lineage: Eukaryota; Metazoa; Arthropoda; Malacostraca; Decapoda; Penaeidae. The record is from RefSeq and is a predicted model, not a curated record.